Stylophora pistillata is the source of this 1716-nucleotide messenger RNA. Its product is annotated as methyl-CpG-binding domain protein 3. Gene Ontology annotation, molecular function: methyl-CpG binding. Gene Ontology annotation, biological process: DNA methylation-dependent constitutive heterochromatin formation; negative regulation of transcription by RNA polymerase II. The record is from RefSeq and is a predicted model, not a curated record. Gene Ontology annotation, cellular component: nucleus. NCBI's taxonomy places the organism in Eukaryota, Metazoa, Cnidaria, Anthozoa, Scleractinia, Pocilloporidae.
ACGAAAUCUGGGGACCAAGAUAGAGUAGAAAAUCCGCCAUUUUGAUUUGAGUUUCCAAUUUUCUUACUGUUUUGGUUUUUGUUAUGUCAAAUAUGGAUGAGAAAUCGAGAACGGAGUGUCCUAGUCUUCCCAACGGCUGGCAGCGCGAAAUUGUGAUGAGGAAGUCGGGUUUAUCAGCUGGGAGAAGCGACGUUUACUAUUACAGUCCAGAUGGUAAGAAAGUCCGUUCCAAGCCUCAACUAGAACAACAUCUUCCAGAAUUGGACCUUGGAAAUUUUGACUUUAGAAGUGGUACUUUCAAUAGGCGGAGUAAGAGGAGACAAGGAGAAAGAGAUCAAAGCUUUGGGAGAGAUUUGAAUCGAGGUAUAAUUCCUGCUCCUGUGCGUCAAUAUGCCAAAUCAAUUUCAGGGCAACAAGUUACGUAUUACCCUUCCAUGGCAGUGGCAGCUCCAAAAGAGAAGAAGCGUAAACAUGAGGCAGUAAAUGCUAGAACUGACAAGGAUAAACCAAAGCAACUGUUUUGGGAAAAACGUCUACAAGGGAUUUCAGUGAGUUCAUUGGAACAGGAUAUGCUCAAGUGUUUUCGCUUGCCAGAUCAAAUUAAGAGUGUUGGCCCUGGAAUAAGCCAAAAGAACUUAAUUCAUUCUUUGGUGACAAAUUUGCACAACAAAGCAAGUGUAAAAGGGCAAGACAGGUCUGCCAUAGCUCUGGAAAAGCACCCAGAGGUGUGGCUAAAUGCUGAGCAACCUCUAUGUACUCCAUUCACCAUCACAGAAGCAGAUGUCAAGAUACAAGAAGAAAAGGUCUCUACAUUACGAAGGCAGUUAUAUGAGGCCUUAGUUGAAUAAGAGCAUUUAAAAAGGGAUCCACCACCAAAGUAAACUGCUUUGUGAAGCAGCAACUCAACUGCAAACUUGUUAAGGAAACAGCUGUAUGCACAUUACAGUCAUAUAGUGUGUGAAUUAUGUGUUCAGCAUGAAUGUGAUGCGUUCUCAAGAGAAGAGAACAAGAUUCAGAGGAAAUGAAGGAGCCAAAAAUUGAUAAUAGUUUGCCCUGGACAGUUUGAAAGACAGAACUGAACAUUAUUUUCAGAGGCAAUGUGACAAGUGUUAAAAUAUAUCUUUCUGAUUGGCCUGGGUACAUAGAGCAAGUUGUCCCCUUAUCUUAUUCAAUGACAUUUAUUUUUCCAUUUGCAAAGAAAAAAUACAUUAACCUUGACUACUAAAGUAGAUUGUUGUCUUAUUUAGAAACCUCUAUUUUUCUAAUACUGGCUGAUCCUUAGCCUUUUCCAGCCAUUCAGUUAGUAAUAAAAAAGUGCAAUAGUAAACAUAGUAGGAGACAAGUGAAAAAACCAAGGAGGUUUGGGUUGCAAUUGCACCAUGAGUGUUCUCUGUGAGACAACCCAAAUUUCCCUCAUUUUUGCAAUGGGGCCUUUAACACACCAUUUACCAUUUCACUCUGUUUUACUAACUGAACGCCUGAAACAGACAAGCUGGUCCUAAGUUUGCUUUGCUGUUUCUGGCAAUCUCAAUGUUGAGUCAUUCAUUUUUUUGUAGUAAAGAUAAUUUAAAGAGUGCAAUUUAGUUUCAGAAGGGUGUAUUAUGUGUUAAGACAGAACAGUUAUUGUGCUUUUCAGUUACAUGCAGUGUGUUUUACAUAUCUGAUAUUGGUUAUGUAUUCCCAAGCACGAAAUAAAAGCACAAGUUUUAUCCUGAA